Molecule: messenger RNA, 5279 nt
Organism: Cololabis saira (Pacific saury)
Lineage: Eukaryota; Metazoa; Chordata; Actinopteri; Beloniformes; Belonidae
Gene: plch2b
Product: phospholipase C, eta 2b
Exons: 21
Coding region: 302-4135 (1277 amino acids)
Biological process (GO): phosphatidylinositol-mediated signaling; lipid metabolic process
Molecular function (GO): phosphatidylinositol-4,5-bisphosphate phospholipase C activity; calcium ion binding
Source: RefSeq, a predicted model, not a curated record
GCCUCAUUGUGGGAUUACUACUUGAGAACGAAUUAGUUAUUCUCGCACACAUUGCACACUUCUUUUUCCAACAGCCUGCUUGCUAUACAUGCCUAAACAUAAAUAAUUAGGAGCCUAUGGCUGCUGCACUGGGUCACUGGACACGGGACCACUGGGAAUUAACCUCCAGGAUGCAAAUACAGGUCCUUCAUCUCAUCUGAAAAGACAAAGAUGGGAGAAAAAAGACAACAUGUGGUCUAACAAAAGGAUUUUUCUGAAGAACCCAGCAAAGGGAGGAGGAAGGUGACUUCAUGUGGUGUAAAUGGGACAGGAAAGCCGCAACCAAAUGUACAGUCCAGGGAUGAACAUAAGGCCAGCGAUGGCUCCACAGUCUCCAGGGCCGAGUCGGAGUCCACCACUGACCUCUCCGUCACCUAAGAAGACCAACUUUCAGUCUCUUGGAUCUUUUUCACCAGGAAUGUUCUCUCCCUCACUGGCUAAGCGAUCCGCUCAUCGGGCCAAGCCGACCUCAAGCCCCCUCAAUUCACCCACCCCCUCUAUUAUGAGCUCUCCAAAACUCUGGCAGAAAGCAUCCGUCUCUAGGCUCGCAGAGGAGUUUUUCUGGAUUGGUGGCAGCGUGGUUGCACAGCCUAAAUGGAGACUGGGUCAGAUGGUGGAAAGGUGUAUGUGCACCAUGCAGACCGGCACCCAGAUGACCAAACUGAAGGGAAAGAAGAAAGGACUGGUUCGGUUCUUUUACCUCGAUGAGCACAAAACCUGUAUCCGGUGGAAACCCUCCAGGAAGAAUGACAAGGCCAAAAUUUCUGUUGAUUCCAUCCACGAGGUUUGUGAGGGGAAAAAGUCAGAGAUCUUCAGGUGUUAUGCAGACAAUCGCUUCGACCCAAACUGCUGCUUCAGUAUUUACUACGGGGAGCGUGUGAAGUCCCUGGACCUGGUCUCCACAAACGCCGAGGAGACCCGCACCUGGAUCACAGGCCUCAAAUACCUGAUGGCUGGAAUCAGCGAUGAAGACAGCUUGGCCCGCAGGCAGCGCACCCGGGAUCAGUGGUUACAGCAGACUUUCUCAGAGGCCGACAAGAAUGGAGAUGGCACGUUGAGCAUCGGAGAGGUUCACCAGCUGCUCCACAAACUCAAUGUGAAUCUACCCAAACAGAAAGUCAGGGAAAUGUUCCAAGAGGCAGACACGGAUGAGAUCCAGGGAUCUCUGGGCUUUGAUGAAUUCUGCUCCUUCUACAAGAUGAUUUCCACACGGCGAGACCUCUACCUGAUUAUGAUCUCCUACAGCAACCACAAGGACGUGAUGGAUCUCCAUGACCUUUCACGCUUCCUGGAGAAUGAACAGAAGAUGCGAGGUCUGACCAGAGACCAUCUAGUAGACAUUGUGUCCAAGUUUGAGCCAUGCCCUGUAAACCUGCAGCGUAUGGUACUUGGUAUUGAUGGUUUCACCAACUACAUGCGCAGUCCAGCAGGCGACAUCUUCAAUCCUGAUCACAAUCAUGUCAACCAGGACAUGACGCAGCCUCUCACUAACUACUUCAUCGCCACGUCGCACAACACCUACCUGACAGGAGACCAGCUGCUCUCUCAGUCCAGGGUGGAAAUGUACGCCUAUGUUCUGCAGGCAGGCUGUCGCUGUGUGGAGGUGGACUGCUGGGAUGGACCAGAUGGAGAGCCGAUCAUCCAUCAUGGCUACACGUUGACAUCAAAAAUUCUCUUCAAAGAUGUUGUUGAAACCAUCAACAAAUAUGCCUUCACAAAAUCACAGUACCCAGUGAUCUUGUCCAUAGAGAACCACUGCACUGUGCCUCAGCAGAAAAAGAUGGCCGAACAUCUGAAAGAGGUCCUGCAGGACAAACUGGACCUGACGAAUGUCAAUGUACAAGAAAGCAAGAAGCUGCCGUCCCCUGAGAUCCUGAAAGGCAAAGUUUUAGUGAAGGGAAAGAAGCUGCCAGCAAACCUUGAUCCUGAUGCAGAGGAGGGAGAUGUGUCUGAUGAGGACACUGGGAAUGAGGAAGAAGAGGAAGAUGAUGAUGAUGAGGACAGUAACUCACAGGAUGGGAACAGUGCUACAUCAAGUACUCAUCCCAAAAAGAAGAGACAACUUGGCAGAUCAAUCAUGAGAAGCUUCAAAAGAAAGAGAAAAAAGAGAAUCCGUGGGAAAAGUAAAUCCUUGUCUGAUGGGGAAUCAGACUGCAGCAGCAGCAGGGAGAGGGCACAAAUUGUCUAUCACUCGAAAAAAAGGAAAACAAUGAGAUUAUCAAGAGCUCUGUCCGACCUGAUCAAGUACACAAAAUCUGUCCGUGUACAUGAUAUAGAAACACAAGGAUUUGCAACCAGCUGGCAGGUAUCGUCUCUAAAUGAGACCGUAAUGAACCAGAUUUUACAGCUAAAACCAGGCAAGUUGGUGCGUUUCAACCAGCGCCAGCUCCUGAGAGUCUACCCAUCAAACUACAGGGUGGACUCCAGCAACUUCAACCCACAGAUAUACUGGAACACAGGAUGUCACAUGGUUGCUAUGAAUUACCAGACAGAGGGUCGCAUGCUUGAACUGAACCGCGCUAAAUUCUAUGGCAAUGGAAACUGUGGAUAUAUUCUGAAGCCAAAGUGCAUGCGUAAAGGUGCCUUUAAUCCCAUGCUUGACGACCCCCUGCCAGGACACAGAAAAACUCAGCUGGUGCUAAAGAUCAUCAGCGGACAACAACUUCCCAAACCCAAAGACUCCAUGUUUGGGGACAGAGGAGAGAUAAUCGAUCCUUUUGUUGAAGUUGAGAUUAUUGGCUUACCUGUCGACAGCUCAAAGCAGCAGACCAGAGUGGUGGAUGAUAAUGGAUUUAAUCCCAUGUGGGAGGAGACACUCGUCUUUAACAUCCAAAUGCCGCAGCUUGCCCUGGUGAGGUUCCAGGUGUGGGACCACGAUCCCAUUGGGCGAGAUUUCAUCGGGCAGAGGACAGUAGCGUUCAACAGCAUAAUGCCAGGUUAUCGUCACGUCUACCUGGAGGGGAUGGCAAACUCUUCCAUCUUUGUUCAUGUAACCAUUAAUGACUUAACGGGAAAGAUCAAACCUGCGUAUGCUGUGAACGCCGCCAGAAAGCACUUCCAAAAUGCAGCUAAGAAGCAUAUGAAGAGCCAACAAAGGCUCCCGUCUGUAGACUUCUCUGUCCUCUCCUCGGAGGAUGGGCGGGCUCUCUUCUUCCGUAAGGAUCUGGAUGCCAUCUCUCAGGACAGCAGAAAUGGGGAAAUGUCUCCUGUAGUGCCAGGGCCAGCAGCCAAGGCUGCCAUCCACAAAGGGGCCAGGAGUGAGCCAGUAAAGCGAGCGCUCAGAGUCAAGAUCCAUGAUCCGCCGGAGACGAGGAGAGGCUUCUUCAGCCGGAUGUCGUCCACCGAAUCUUACAAGGGUGGAGCAGCUCCAUACGUAAAAGAGGAAAGUUUCGAUCUUGACUCCUCUUCCCAGAUCUCUAUUUCUACAAGUCCUCCUCCUUGCACUCAAGAUCAAGCUGAUCAAACGGUCUGUCAGGAUGAACCGCCACAGUCAAACUGUGCUGAGCAGCAGAGUGGGAAGGGAUUUGAGCCAGAGCAGUGUGAACUCUCUCAGGAAUCAGCGCCAAACGCUGAUGCUCCUGCUGAACUCGAGCAACCACCAGAAGCCCCGAGUCUGACUAACUCAAUCCCUCAGUUUCAGCCCGUGCCACAGCUGGAAGCCAGGUUCUUUCCACUUUUCCCUCCGUCCUCCCCUGCCAGGAUCAGACGGACCCUCGAGGCCCCCACCCCCAUUCGACCGCCCACCCCGAUACGGACAAAGAACCGCUCACGCAGUUGCCCUCGAAAACCGAUUGCCUCUCCUCCGACACCAAUGGUGAACCACAAACCAGCUUUCCACUGGCAGACGCAGAGUCACGUCAGGGACGGGAAGCACAUUCCCAACGGCCUCUGUCUGUCAGACAGCACAUCAAGCGGCGGCAGCAGCGACAGCUUGGAGCUGCCGGCCUCCUGUGUGCCAGCAGGGGCCGAGACGCGCGAGGGCACCCUGCAGAGGGAGAUGAAGGCCAUGUUCGACCAGAAGAUGAGAGAGAUCCGCUGUAAAUCACCGCUUUUCUUUGAUGAUCACUAUUCAGAUCCUGAAACCAAAGACCACUAAAGAUGUUCAGAAAAGAAGAAAACCAGCACAACAUCACAAAAAGGAGGCGUGAUGACACGGAGAGGACCAACUCAUCGAGCAGAAAUACACAAUAAAACCAUUUUUUUAUUAUUUUAUUUUUAUUUUUUUUAGUCCAGAGGGAAUGUUUACAAUCAUUGCAUUUCUAUGUUUGAAACCAUUUUUAAAAGAUAUUGCUGAAAUCCAUGCUACUGCUGCCAAUUGUACAAAAAAAAAGAGCUGUAAAUAGUGAAAUUAGGAGCAGAUAUUUUUAUUUGUUAGUCACAUUUUCAGUUUAUAAGUAAAACCCUGGGUGAAGUAUCUUCUUUUUUUUUUAAUACAAUCUAAUUUGUUAUUUUAACAUGAAAUACUAGAGUUCAUAUGUAAAAAGCAAUAAUUUAUAUAUAUUUUAAUAAAAUGUGAGAUUUCAAGCUUUAAAUGUAGUAUUUUUUUUAUUGAGUAAGAGGGAAGUUCAAAGGUUCAAACUUUAUGAAGAUAUGUUUUUUUGUUAAAUAUUGGAACCAAAAAUAACUAGCAUUUCAAAGAAACAGACCCUACUUGUUAAUGUUUUGUGUUUGUUUUAAAUCUAUGCUUUUUCUUUGUCUACAUUUUCCUGGGAUUUAUUUGGCUUGUUGUUCUUGAAGCGCAGACUCAGCUCCUCGGUCAUCACGGCGCAGCAAGACUUCUGUGGAAUGAUGGAGAUGAACAGCAGUUUUCUUACAGUGAUGGUUUCAAUGUAAACUUUGGUAUAAAUAUGAGCAAACUCCUAAAUCUGUCUGUCUUUUUGUAGUUUGUAAACCAAAGUUCAUAAAAAGCAGGGUUUGCUUUUUUAUUGUAAUUGCCAUGGUUCUCUAAUGGGAGGGAAAAACCAACUGCAGCUUUCAUUCUUUUCCAAAUCCUCCAAACCCAAUCCACUUACCCUCUGCUCUGCUGCACUUCUUCGACUCUUGAAGGCGAGCUCCAGGACGGACAGAAGUGUCCCCAGGCCCAGGCCGAGAGAGAGGAUGAGGAACAUCCCUUUGAGGCUGUGUGGCUGCACGGCUGACGACUUGCCUUUGUGUGCUAUGCAGCUGCUGGCCCACCACUUGCUUCGCAGGUACGCCAGCUCACCUGCCUCGCUCAGUUGAAGGAUUGCCACACUGAGGUU